Oryza sativa Japonica Group (Japanese rice) is the source of this 2892-nucleotide messenger RNA. RefSeq lists its product as uncharacterized. Gene Ontology annotation, biological process: meristem maintenance; meristem development. The record is from RefSeq and is a predicted model, not a curated record. NCBI's taxonomy places the organism in Eukaryota, Viridiplantae, Streptophyta, Magnoliopsida, Poales, Poaceae.
CCCCGACGAUUGACCACCGCGUACUCCCCUCCAAAAUUUGUCCAAAAACCCCCCACAAACCCCCGCAAAAACUCCCCAAAAUUUCGCAUUCUCCCUCCAAACCCUCCACCUCGCCGCCCGCCUCCGCCGCGCCGCCGGCGGUACGGCAUCCCAACCGAGAAUGCCACCCUCCGACGACGGAGGAGACCCCUCCUUCCUCCCCAUCCCCCUCCUCUCCCGCGUCACGACCCUCCCUCCGCCGGCCCCCUCCUCGCCGCCCCACCCCAUCCCGCCGCUCUCCUUCCGCCACCUCUCCCCCUGCGCGCGGUGGUCCGCCUGGGUCACCGCCGCCCUCCGCGACCCCGCGUUCGCGCCGCUCCUCCGCUCCGCCGGCAUCGCCGACGCCGUCGGGGCGUCCGCCGCCACCGUCAAUCCCGACCGCGGCGCCCUAGCGGCGCUGCUCUCGUUCUGGGACCCGGCCUCCCACGCCUUCCGCCUCCCCGCCGGGGCCGCCACGUUCUCCCUCGAGGACGCGCUCCUCCUCGCCGGCCUGCCCCCGACCGGCGCCCCGCUGGACCGGCCCCUCACCCCCGAGGAGGACGACCUCCGAAUCCGCCUCGUCAUCGAGAAGGAGAAGAUUCGGGAGCUCCACCCCUGCGCCCGCGACGCCCGCCGCGUGUCGGCGGAGUUGUGGCUCGAGUGGUUCGACAGCAGCAUCCGCCCCGGCGAGGAUGAUGAGCUGCGGCGGCUUGGGUUCCUCGCAUACUGGCUUGCUUUCUUCGUUACUCCGCGGCUGCGGCCAAGGAGCGGGGAGCUGCCGGAUUGCACGUUUGCGCUCGCCGCUCGUCUUAGUCUUGGAGAGCGUAUUGCCCUUGGCCCGGCAAUGGUAGCGAAUCUGUAUGCCGAUAUGGAUAGGAUUGUUGCUUCUGGGGUAAUGGAGGGGGUCAGCGGGCGUGUUGAAACCUGGGGCCCUCUCUUGCUUCUUCAGGUGUGGAUAUGGGAACGUUUCGACUGCUUGCGCCCACCGCCACUGAAGGCUCCACCGUUCCCUGUCUCGAAUGCUCGAGUGCACCUUUGGAGCCGGAGGAAGAGGACAACCACAUCGGAGGAGGCUCAACAGGUUUUCCAGGAUGAGGCAUGCUUUCUGUGGAGGCCAUACCAGUACAACUCGCUGAACUGGACGCAACCUGAGUGGUUCAAUGAGAAAACCACUACAGCGAGUUCGGAAAGUAAACAUAAGCCAAAGUGGUUGGAUGAUUACAGUGCAAUGAUUACGCAAGCAGUGUUGACUGGAUGGUUUGGUGAUGGGAUGGCCAAUUCAGUAAUGUAUAAUCCACACCUUGUUGCUAGGCAAUUUGGUUAUGAUCAGGAUUUUCCUGUAUCUAUUAUACAUGGUUCUGAUUCCAGUGGAAUUGAGGUUUGGGUACCAAGUAUUGGUAGACAUGGGGUUGCUAGCAAGGAUUAUGCUGCAUGGUGGAAUGCACGUUUCGAGAGGCAUCAGGAAGGCAAUCAACAUGGUUGUGGGAUGAUGUUAAACAAGGAAAAUAAGACGAGCGCAUUGCCUCUGAAUACAGGUCUGAUAAGUGUGGUACAGAUGGCUGUUGAUCAUUUUAGAAAAGGCACCAAGCAAGAGAACAGUAAAUGCAUGACAAAAAGGCAGUUAACACAACUGGGUAAUGUUGCUCCCAACAACGAAUGGAAUCAAGUUGUCCUAGGCCUUAGUGCAUAUGAUUUUGACCGUAGUCAAAAUGCAGUGAAAAGAAAAGAUGCCAUUAAAAAAAUACGAGAUAAAUCAACCGAUGUGAAUAGGAAGAAGAAGAAAAAUAAGGUAUUUGCUAAUGAGGGCGGCGAGUGUCCCCAAUUCUAUGAUUGGGUGCCGCUAACUGUGAGUAACAAUGAAAAUAAUUCAUUGCAACUUGAUGUUCAGGAGCGCUCUGGACCACAGGAAGAUUCCAACUCUUCUAGUAAGAGAUGUGAUGAACUGGCACAACUUAAUAAUGAUGAAUGUAUUGUUCUUGAACCACCUGCUAAGAAUUGUGAAGUAAUAAAUCUUGACGAUGAGGAGGAACAAAGUGUCCCUAAUCCCAAACAUCAUGAUAGGCAGCUUGUACUUGAGCUAGAAGAGUUUGUGCGCUCUGGGCUUCUGUCACAACGCGAGGAAUGUUCUGAUGAGGAUGAGGAAGAUAGAAGAAACCGAGAUAUACUGAAGGAUAAUAAAGAUGACCCUUUUUCUGAAGCAGCCAGGAGGGAAUACCCUCUGUUCUUUGAGUUCAUUCCGCAGAAACCACAUUACCGAGGGUUGCUGAACAAUGAUGAAGCUCUAGGAGAUCUAGCCUACAGUGGACUAUGGUUUUUGCUGGUUGGUUUAGCUAAGGAGGUGCUCAAGACAUCAUGUGAUACAGAUGCUUCUGAGAUUGUUUGUUUGAUGAAAAAGGCUCAGGAAUUGGAGCAACUAGGGUUCAAUGUGAAACAUCUCAUUGCCCGCUUGAAGGAGCCACAAAGCCGUCUUAGGCUGCUUCAAGAUUCUAUUACAAGGCUUGAGGAUGCUCGGAAAAAAGAGCAUGAAGCAAACAGGUUACAAUCACUGUCAAGCCAUCUGAGUAAACUGAAACACAAUAUACAAACAAUGGAGUGGCAUUUGGACGCAAAGAAUCAAGCUUCUAGUUCAUCUAUAUUCAGUUUAGAGAAGGAAGUAGAAGCUGCUGAAAAAUAUUGUCAGGCAAUGAAGGAUGAAGUGGUUGCAUUGAAAAUGAAUCAUUCAAACCUUUGACCAUGGAGCUAUGGGUUGCUCUAGCAUCGAUUGUAUGAAUGAAAUGGAUGCUUCCUGAUGUAGAUUGUAGAGUUUUUCAAGUCCAUCUGUGGAAUAUGGGCCUUCAGAAAAUACUAUUAAUAUUUUCCUAACCAUCUAUCAAA